AUGUAUGUGAGAACGGAACUGCGCUCACAAACUCGAAGGCCGGAGAGAAGGAAACGAGACGCCCCGAAGGCAGAAGCCGUGUGGCGGCUCUCUGAGCCCCCCACUCCGAUCAAUAACGCUCUCCUGCACUACUGUUCGCACUUUAAUGGCAUGUCUACGACUACAUCCUACGAUUUGUUUUGUCAUAAUUUCACAUUUCCAACGUCCUCAUUAGUUGGUUGCUAUGGAGAACAACUAACAUCCCUGUUUUCUUCUCUUUUCAACUCGAAGAUUUCGCUCUGUUGUACUUGUCUGAUUGACUGAAGCCUUCUUUUUAGGGUCGAUUGGAGCGCAAAUGGCUGAGAAACCUAUCGAGUAUUGGCUCAGUUUGUUUUUCUUUUUUUUUACUCAAUAAAAAACCGCAUAGUUCGGUCAGCUGGUUACAACUAAAAACAUUGAAAUGUCUCCUGGAAAAUUAAUUGACUUCCACAGCUUUUUAUUUAGUUUCUUCUACUUGAUAUUAAAAAAAUUUUUGUUAUCAGCCAAAAAAAUAUUAAUUUGAAAAAAAGAAAAAAAUCACUCUUCAUUCUCGAAAUUUGCCAUUUCAUCUAAACAAGUCUAAUUUAGAAUGAAUUUGCUGGGGUCUAAUAAUUCAGAAUAUUAUCAAAAAAAGCUUGAAAACUUUUUUUCAGGCCGAGCGACUGAUCCUUAUCUUGGAAUAAAAAGAAAGGCAAGGGUUUUUGGAGACGCUGUGCAAUCGGGUGAACUUAGAGGUUCGUUUUAAUACCUGGAAAAUAUUUUUUACAACAUCCACGAAUGGAAAAUUUGGUAUCAACGAGUUUGCACAAAGUCCAAUUUUUUCAAACUUUUUUUUUUCCAAUUUCAGUUUUGAUACUCAAAGAAUAGUUUUUACUCUUUUCGAAAAGGUGAAAAUUCCAGGCCGACGGCGCCAGCGUUGCAAUUGAAAUCCUUGCGCACAAAGUUGUGAGCCCAGACCAGGAUGAAGCGUUGUAUUCACUCCAGGUGAUAUUUUCACCUGUCUUCCAAUCUAUUUUUCUAUUUUCAGACUGUCGACGCGUUGGCUCGUCGAUGUGGGGAGAAAGUUCACAUCCGCCUUGGUAGAUACCGGUUCUUGAACCAGCUGGUGAAAAUAAUCACACCGAAGUAUCUUGGUGCUCAAACUUCUCAAGAAGUAAGUUUGCGUCAGAUUAGUUCAUUUUUGGCAAGAGCCAACCUUGAGAUUGAUUUUGAAUUAAAUUUCAAUAACGACUUUUAGGUCAAAAACUUUGCGAUCAAGCUGCUCUACACUUGGCAAAGGUCUAUCAAACACAUUGGGAAGUUCAAAGAGGUUUUAUUCGUUCGAGAAUUUCAGAAAAAUUAUAAAACAAUUUAUCGUGGUUUUUGUAAUGAACUUUUCAUUUUGUUUCUGAAGGUCGAGACUCAAUUCCAAAAUUCGGAUUCCAGUACUUAAAUAUUAUCGAAUGUUUGAUUCAAAUGUUCCUAAAUCCUCCUAGUUUUACAUUAUGAAAAAUGGGAAGAUCAAUCAAAUCGAUAACAGCAGAUUAAUUUUCUUCGCGUUCAGGUCUACGAUUCGCUCCGUGAGCACAAUCUGAUUACUGAGGAUCCCUCCAUUCCCGAAGAAGAGAUUGCGAUUGCGCCAUGUGAGUGCUGCUUUUUUAUGCAAUUUUCUUAAUGUGUCUGUUUCCAGCAACUCCGCGUUCGGCUGUUUUUGAGGACGAAGAAAAGUCCCGCGUUUUGAAGCAGCUGUUGAGCAGCGGCUCACCCGAAGAUCUACAAGCUGCUAAUCGAAUGAUCAAAAACUUAGUGCGGACUGUAAGUUUUUGAAAUGCAUAAUAUUGGUGAAUGAUAACUGCUUUUGACAGGAAUGGUCUUGAUAAGAAUGUGUGAAAAGAGUGAAAUCUUAAGAAAGGGUACGCAAAAAACCAAAAUGGUUGAAAAUAUCUCAAAGGGUGGUCUGAAAAAAGUAUAUUGUGGAGAAUAAGAUUUCGAAGUCCUAUGCAUUCAAUGAAGGAAAUUUUUCAGGAAGAGCAGAAAAUCGCAAAAGUCCAUCAAAGAAAUGGAGACUUGGAUGCUGCCAGUAAACUUUGUCGAAAAAUUGAGGAGUGUGUAGUAGCCAAAGCUGCCCAAUCUUUAGGGCUGGUUGAUGGGGAUAUCGAAGAUGUGAAGGUUGAUCGAAAAAACUGAUCCCUUAUCUAUAUAUCCUUUAGAAACUCUACGAUGAUCUCAUUUCUAUCCGACCAACUUUGUACAGAUACGCCGGGGAGCUAGCGGAGACCGAAGACCCAGCUCUGGUUCAAGUCCUAGAAGUCAAUGACUACGUCAGUCUUUUUUUUACCUCCUACAAGUCUAAACUGGAGUCUCAGGUCAACAAAAUCAUCAGAAAGUACGGCGCUGAGCUGGCUGGGAAACACAAAAAUAGAACACCAAGCACGAAUGAACUCGAUUCAAGGAGUAAUCUUGGAAAUUACAAAAACUUCAUGUAUCAAAAUUGUAUAGGCCUAGUCGAAUCUGAAAUGCUGCUGGAUUUGGCGAACGUUGAGCCUAUUACCUCUUCACCGAUCGUCAAUGAGGUAUUGAAACGACUUGAGAAUAAAAACUUGGAUAAAAUUUAGCGAUCGGAGAACUUUGAAGAGCUGUUGGAAGCACAAUAUCCUGUUCCUGAAGAACAACCUGACGUUCCCUUCAUCGGCUUCGAGAAGGUUUUCAAGACUUCAUAGUCUUGAAUAAAAUACUGAGCUUCUUUUUUCACAGUGUUCGAGAAGAUUAAUAAUUAAUCAUUUUUUGAGCUAGAAAUAACUUCUUCAAACUAUUGACGUGAUCCGAUUUCAAAUUUCCUACCAAUGUUUUUUCAGAACAUGACACCCGUUUUGCCAAGAAGAUCCGGCCAGAAAAGCGUUGACUCAAGGAGAUUACUAGAGAAAAACGUCAAGCCGUUGUUUGAUGUCGGAAUUUUUGAGGAAAAUACUAACCACACCUUGUGAGUUUCACGAAUUACUUGCUUUUUUCCUUUGAUCUUCCUCUCAAAUAAAAAUGACGUUUCCAGCUCGGAGCCCAAAAAGCCAACUCUCAACGAGUUAUGUCAUUCCGGAGCGACUUCGUCAGCCUUCCUGCUUGAUCAACUGGACAGCGCCUUUCCGGUCACGUCAAGUUCAAAAACCAUCCAUCACGACGUGAGUAUUCCGCCCACUUUAUCAUGGACUUUGUUGGAAUUUAGAACGGCUACUUCCGCACGCCGGCCAAUAUCUUUCCCGAGACUAUCACUUUUGACCCAAAUCAAGUGGAAUUAGGUAGGUAGACGAAAGAAUUCGAACUCUUUUCGAAAUCAACCGACUCAGAUUUUCGUGACCCAGUUGUCAUCUUGGACAAAGAGUACAUCCGCGUCGUGCUUUAUUGGUAAGAGAUUGGUGAUCUUUGAUGGAACAGAAUAAAAUUGAUCAAAUAAUAUUCAAAUUUGUCGGAUACUACAGAAAUUAAACCGUUCUGAGUUUUCGAUUAUGAAAUUGAAGUGAAAUAUGUUAGAAAAACCCGUGUUUGUAGAGGCCAGCCUGGCUUGAAAAAACAAAAAAUAAACUAUUGGGUUUUUUUACUGCAGGACAAAACUUGAUCCGAAGAGUCUGAUCCGCUCUUUCAUCAUCUCGGCCUCAAACGUACACGUAGAAACUCUUCAUGAUGUUCGCCUCACCAUGUGGACUACCGAUCAAGUAUUUUUUUUCCUUCUUCCGAGCUCAAAGCUUUUUUAAAAAACGGUCGUUCUCUAAAACAAAAUUCAGGAAUUUUUUUUCGAGCUUGAAACUUUUCGAAAUCUAGAAAAAAACGCAAAAAAAAAAAGCCAUCUUGACCGUGAUUGAAACUGAAAACAACAGAGUCGACAUUGAAUUAACUUUUUGAAUUUUUCCCAUUUUUUUAUUUCUAAGAUGUACUUCAGAGUUCUGUUUCACAAAACCCUGCCUUUUCCAGCAACUCUCAAUCAAAGUCCAGAAGUGCGCAUUCGAUCUGCCAGGAUUUUCGCUGGCCCAUCAGAAAUCGGAGCCGACCAACAGGAUGAUGUGCGUUUUACCGAUCGGCGAAGUCAUUGAAGUAGGCGUCCCGCUUGGAAUUCCUUUUGACGGGUGCGUUCAGGCCGAAAUCGACUUCUCCAUUUCGUUCACGCAUCAUUUCGAGCGAACCAUCACCGGCAGUUUCACGUUGAAGUUCAAAUAG
This is a messenger RNA of Caenorhabditis auriculariae, 4200 nucleotides long. Lineage: Eukaryota; Metazoa; Nematoda; Chromadorea; Rhabditida; Rhabditidae. The record is from the annotation of a GenBank genome assembly.